AUGACGUUAUCACUCGCCGUCACGGUUUUCACGUGUUUCACCAUUCUUUCCCCUCCAACCAUGGCCACAAAUACCGAUAUAACGCACCUCAUCCGCGAAUUCAACGAAGAAUGUGAACGCGACAUCGCGUUGAAAGGCACCGCCCAAGAGCAAAAGAUUGUCGCCAAAUAUUGUCAUCCCACCGCCGCUGACCGCCUACGAAGAGCGGAAGACGGGUUGCGCUGUCUGCAAGACAGUCGUCAGCGAGUUCCUGCCAACGCGCGUGACAAAGAAAACGCCACUACUGUACCACUUCCACGGGACCCUGUCUUCGAGGCCGCUGUCGGCGAGUUCAACACUGCUGAAGUCUUGGAACGACAGGCGCGACUGGCCGUACAAAAGGCCAUUGAGACCCAAAGUGAGGCUGCAGAUCGGGUGGUAAUCUGCCGAGGUGUCGUCCAGCAACAUGUCGCUCGCAAGAAGCAAGAACGCGAGACGUAUGCAGCUCAGAAGAAGGACGCGUUGGCACUGCGCGAGCGGGUUCAACGCCUGGCGGGAAAGGCUCGGACGGAAUUUGUUCAAAGUAUCGAGGGCUUGGACGACGAGAGCAUUGUGGAGGCAUUGGUUGGCGAGUCCAGCAGUGAUGACGAUGAUGAUGACCGGGACCGGGACCGGGACCAGGACCACGACCGCGACCGGGACCACGACCACGACGACAACCACAAUGACCAUGACGAAGUCAGUACCAAACAAGAAGAUCAUAACAUCACUGGUAGUAGUCGUCACCAAGGUCGUUCCGUCAAUGAACCAAAAGAAGAUCACGUUAUCAAAAAGAUUGCCAAAGCAGUGGUCUCAUUUGUUGUCGUUGGUAAAAAGCGUCAAAACGAUGAUCAAAACGAUGGACCCCCCGGACGUAAACGCACGAAGAUGCCUUAUGUGAACCAGACAUGCCUUCCAUGUAACAACUGUCGGAAUGAUCACAAAUCGGAUCGCAGAGCACGGCGUGGCGUGUGGGCAGACAACAAGAAGCCUUCUGCUCAUGCGGCGCUCGAGCCAACGGAAAGCAGCAGGCCGUCGUCAGCGCUUUCCACGGUCAUCGCUGGAAAAAACGCUCAUCACGAGCUUUCCGCCACCGCCAGUGUCGAAGAGAACGAAAACACCCAAGAAGGGGACGAACCUGAGACUCCUGGUCUUGGAAUGUCUCCAGUCACGCCAAAGACCAACGACUCGCAACAAUUUCCAACAACGCCAGCCACGAGCGUCAGUGAGGACGACACUACUGGCAAGGAUGCGAGCUACUUUCCUGGUGGAGAGCCCAAAGGCAUUGAUCCGACAUCUCUUUUUGUCGGCGGCCUCGAUGCCAUCAGUGUGAGGGUCGUCGUCAAGCCAACGAACGCGAAAGCUGCAUUUGCGCUUGUCAAGUUCAACAACACGGAGUCUCCUGCUCGUGCUGUGAUGAACAAGGUAUUUGUUAUCUACAUACUUGCUCUUCAACAACAACAAAGGUUUCAAUGUCGUUCACCUAGCACAACUCACUGGCAGUUCAUCAUGGUCGAACCAUCCAAGUCCAACUCCGAGAUUGCAACCCUCCCCGAGGAAGUUUUCGAUUCCACGGUCGUGGAACUGCUCGUGGGCGACACCCAUUAUGGCCAGCAUCGCUUCCAGGAGAAUCGUGAGGGAGAUAUCAUGGCUUCCAACCAAGUCGGGAAUCGGCAGUCAACUGUUGAGUUUGAGCAGUCCAAGUUUGAAGCCCAAUCUUCUGCACCAGUCAUACUUCGCCUGAGCCGGAGACCAAACCAGAGCAAGCUACGGGUGAAUGACACCCCCGCCCAUGCCGGAAUUCCGCUCGGCUCGGGGUCACGCCCUGUUGGCUCUGAUGCGAGCGGCCCGGCAUCUGCGCCUCGUCCAUGGCCGAUGUAUGGAUACUAUAAUCUUCCUUAUCCAUAUGCGACGGCGCAAACUUCUGGCGAGAAGUCUCCCAGCCAGUCGCAGGCUCCGUUGCAGCCUACUGGUUUCAUUCAAAAUGGAGCUGGAACCCUCAUUCCUCUCUAUCAACAGGAAGCUCUGGAUCACUACAUGACGUCCAACCACAUAAAUCAGCCUGUGUCAGCUCAGACUCAGCAACCAGUCCCACAACAACAAGGCCCUCCCGCUGUCCCCGUUGCUCAUGGCGCUCCUCAAUUCGCUCAAUAUGCCCCUCCGGGUUAUGCAUAUCCCAACGCGAUGCCACCCAUGAUGGGAAUGCAGCCCCGUCCAUUCCCGGCGAUGACCGAAGCUGCCUGGGUCGCGCAGUCGCAAGUCAUGUUGAGCCAAGGAAAUUCGCCCAACAUCCAUUCGCUGCCGUUCCGUGGCCAACAAUUCCCAGAAGUGAAUGCUGGCAAUAAUGGACCAAACAACAAUCGCCGUCAAGGACCUGGUGGUCGACGGGAGCAGGGCUGUCACAACAACCGUGGCGGACAGCCCAAGGGCAUGCCGGGCCGCCAUCACCAGAAUCGGGCUGGAGGGAGUUUGCAGUUCCAUCCCAAUGGCGAGCUUCCUCAGCAUCUUCCUCGCGCUCCGCAGUUCCCGACGCUUGCCACCGACCACGGACACGGCCAAUGGAUCUCAACCACCGCGCAUCAGUAA
Messenger RNA from Mycena indigotica, 2604 nucleotides. Its product is annotated as RNA binding protein. The coding region runs from base 1 to 2604 and encodes 867 amino acids. NCBI's taxonomy places the organism in Eukaryota, Fungi, Basidiomycota, Agaricomycetes, Agaricales, Mycenaceae. The record is from RefSeq and is a predicted model, not a curated record. The transcript is spliced from 12 exons.